Coffea arabica (coffee) is the source of this 1447-nucleotide messenger RNA. RefSeq names its product LOB domain-containing protein 27-like. Lineage: Eukaryota; Viridiplantae; Streptophyta; Magnoliopsida; Gentianales; Rubiaceae. The record is from RefSeq and is a predicted model, not a curated record.
AAUUUUACCGUUGGUAGCGCCACUCUUCUUUGAGAAGGAGCGGGCGGAAUUCGGAAACUAUCCGUUACGGGCCACCGCCAGAACUCAUUCCUACUACUACUAUUUAAAUGGAUCCCAGCCAUACCUAUCCCCAUUUUUCUUCCGUGAACCAAAAAAAGUUGGUAUUUUCUGAUGUGAGAGACGAGAAUUUGGGAGCCCUAGGCAGAAGAAGCCGCUGAGAUGAGGAGAAUAAGAAAAAAGCUAAAUUUUUGUCAGAAUUUGGGAGCCGUAUGAAGAAGAAGUGGUUGAGAUGAGGAGUCGAAGAAAAAAGUUCAAUUUUUGUCAGUUGCAACAGUUCAAGAAUUAAUAAUGGAACCAGCCCGUCUCUUUCCAGUCCACCAUUGCUACCAUUCUCUCGUCAAAAUUGGCCACAUAAUAUAAUCAAGUGUUCUGAUCAGUACCUACUACUACCAAGAUGACCGUAAAAGGUGGCACCAGCCCUGCCUGUGCUGCAUGCAAAUAUCAACGGAGAAAGUGCUCAUCAGACUGCGUUCUUGCUCCAUAUUUUCCUGCCAAUCAACACAAGUCCUUUCAAAAUGCGCAUCGGCUCUUUGGGGUGUCCAAGAUUGUGAAGAUACUCGAGCAGUUAAGCACUCUUGAACAGCAGGAAGAAGCCAUGAAAUCUAUUAAAUACGAGUCAGAUAUGCGGGAAAGAUACCCUGUUCACGGCUGUGCAGGGAUCGUCCACCACCUUCGUGAACAAUUACGACUAGCCACGGAAGAACUUCACUAUGUUUAUGCACAACUUGCUGCCCAUCGCGAACAGAUUCCCAAUAAUCAACAACAGUUGGGCUGUUCUUCUUCGGAUUAUUCUUCUUCUCAUCAGCCUCAGUUACUCCACUCGGGCGUCAUGAUCAAUAACAGUUGCAGCACCACUCAAUCUAUCGAUGCUCUGCCGUUUUUCCAGCAUCAUUAUGCUGGCAGUAUGCAUGAUUGUGAAAUGCCUUUUACGAUGGAUUAUUUUCUGGCAAAUGAAAAUUAUGGUGAUGAUACUGAUGCUAAUGAUGACAAGGGUGUUCGACACCGCGACUCCAAUGAUCAUGUGGCUAAACCUCUACUUGGAUUGGAGCCCGUCUACACUAAUACGCCUCCCGACCCUUAUUGUGAUUUGAUAAGAAAUAACGUUAAUUCAGUAGUAGGUAAUCAGCCUGAAGUUAUUGCCAAUUCAAAUCAGGCUUUUGGGAUUCAACCAGAGAUCAAAGUUUUUGAUCAGGACUAUGAAGACAUGCCGCCCUUCAAUGCAAUGGUGGACGACAGACAAUCAUAUGUUGAAACCAAGGAAGCCUGUGAAUCCAGCUCCGUGGAAUCAUCGUUCAGGGAUUUUCCACAACCGGCAGAACAGGAAUCAGGGAUGGAAAGUGAGUUACGGACUGCUGCGGCCUGCUUUAGCCUUACCAGCGUCAACUAA